Messenger RNA from Osmia lignaria (orchard mason bee), 2323 nucleotides. Its product is annotated as peripherin-2. The record is from RefSeq and is a predicted model, not a curated record. Gene Ontology annotation, cellular component: membrane. Lineage: Eukaryota; Metazoa; Arthropoda; Insecta; Hymenoptera; Megachilidae.
UGGCGAUCUGUGAUGUUAAAUUCACGUGGAACCAAAGGAAACGACUUCACCGUUGGUUGAUUUAUAUUAUUUUGACAAAUGUGUUUAUUGGAUUUCUAUUGUUCCUUCUGGGAAUGUACAUUUCCUUCGCGAUUGCUGGUAGAUUGCAGUUGGACGAGAAAAAUUCCUUCCAACAUGUGUUUAGAACAAUCACGUUCUAUGGAUUGUACGUUUUCGUUCAUAAUUUACUGACCGUGAAGAUUUGUUAUAAUUAUUUUCAUUAUGCCGAGGGACCCUGGAUGAAUCUGAAACUAUUCUUAUGGACAAUGCUGGGGUUAUUUGUGGCCUUCGUUGGCUGUUUCAUGGCCAGCAUCUGUGUCACCACCGCUGAUCAGUUGACUCAACAAGUGCGUCAAAUCUUAGUCGAAGGUAUGAAAAGGUACUUUACGGACGUGACGUGGAAGCGAAGGAUAGAUAAUAUGCAGGUGGAGAUGCGAUGCUGUGGAAUAGAUUCCUCCGACGAUUGGCACUCGACUUACUGGCUGCAACGAGACCUUCUUAUCCUGGAUUCGCCGGAUAUCUUAAGGUACGCCAAGUUAGACGGUCGCGUGACGCCGCCGGUGGUGCCAUGGAGUUGCUGUCGAAUCGACGUAAAGGGUCCCUGCUAUCACGAUCCUCUUCAGCUGCCAAAUCCGGAACAGAAUUCCACUUACGACAGCCUGAACGCUCCGGGCUGUCUCGUCGCCAUGAAGACCUUGCUAAACGGCACGCUGUAUUCCGUUCUGCCGUUGCUCUCGUGUCUGUUUGUGUUGCAGAUUAUCGUGACCGUGUUGUCGCGGCUGGAUUUCACGUCUGCGAGAAACGCAGUCGCCCUGGGGAAUCGACGGGCUGAUUCACCUGGAUGGCUGUACGGUCGACUGGAUUUCGGAAACGCAAACGGACCUAAUCUUUUGCAGAUCGAUCGGAAGAACAGCGGACGGGGCGAUUCGAUGAUCGACCUGAAACCUCUUGUUUACUCCAGUGACACAGAAUGAAGCUAAACGAAGGGAACGUUGAGGAAGAAACAGAGAAACGGGAUCCAGCGGUAUCAUAUUUCUCCCUCGUAAAGAUCUUUCUUCUAUUAAAAUAGGAUGUACCAGGAGUGAUGGUAUUUGGGGAUGAUUCUGAGCGAAGAAAUCAAUUUUUAAUAUUCUAUGUAUUAAAUUUUCAAUCAUUAUUUAUGGAACACCCUAAACAUCACCUAAUUAAACCACCUAAUUAUCUUCUGUACACCCUGUGCAUCGUGCACCUAAACCAAAGACCUUAGAAUUGAACUGUUAACGUUGGAAGAGUAUCCCUAGGAGCUUUUAUCGAAAUGAAAAGACAUCGAAGAGUAGAGUGCGUUUAACGAAGAGCCACGAUUAAUGGAUCAUCGAUUACGAGACACUCGAAACAGCCUCGAGAGGAACAAACAAGCUAUCGAAAGAGGGAGAAACGAAAGCUGGAUAGAGGGAUGAGGGAUGGUACGAUAAGAUAAGACUUCAUCGAAUUUCUUUCCGCAAAAGUCCGUCGUCGGGAUUCAACGAUGGCUUUCACCAUGAUUACUGGGGAUCGGUUAAUCGAGUCGCGCCACUAGAUCGCUCGUUUUCCCUUCGUAUCGAAUCGACCGAUCGAUGGGAAACAGAAUGGGAACAAAAGAACGAUGGGAACGGAGGAAGUUCGAAAAUCUCGAUUAUAGGGGGCUACUUUAACGGUAUCCGAUGACGUGUCUUCCUUUGAAGAGGCAGCGAUAUUCGAUAUCCGAAGAAAUCGAGAAACAAUUACGUAUACGCAAUUUUGUAUAAUCAAUUUAUAUUUCUGUCUGAAUUAUUUACUCUCCGAGCUUAUUAUUUUUAGCCCAAAGUGGCUGCUUCGAAAUCUACCUGUUUUUCUUCGAUAAGGGAUGAAGGGACCGAAGGAAAAACCGGUACCACCCUCGUCACGUUCUCGAACGAUUGCCAGCGUUGUUCGUUUCGAAGAACCGUUGAAAUCCCGCGGUGAAGAAGCGGUCAGUAUGUAAGGUGAAAAAAGGGGGCAUAAUCGGGGGCGGUCCGCUCGUUCCGAUGUCGCGAACUCAAUUUAAACUGUCACGUAUGCCGGCAAGAAGCGACGAAACGAAAAGGGAUCAAGAACAAGAAGAUCCCAUAGGGAUUCGCUCGGUUCUGCUUCGUGGUUCGCCGCGUUACAGCUGAUGAGGCUGCGGUUUUCAACCCCUUUCGCCCGUUUCUUUCAACGAAGGGUCGUUCCUUUUCUCGCGUCGCGACGCGAAAGCUUUCUUGCCAACCGAACGUUCGAUAUCAUCCGAACAAUAAUCUCGAACGUGUAA